UCCUGAGGUACCAAGCCGUUACUGCAUCCAAGUUGUGAGAAUUUGCUGCAUUGAAUGCCAUUUCAGUGGCGACAGUGAGGAGGCGAGUGAAGUCUCCAGCAGCAGCUUUGUCUGUUGGAAACUGGACUAUCCAGCAAGGGGCGCUGGCCUCUCACUGCCGCUGUCCUGGACUUCCCUUGGCAGGAGUUCAAUGUGUUUUUAGUAGGAGCGCAGUCGCAGUGGGCUUCAUCCAAGACAUUUAGAAAGGAAAUUCCCUACCACUGUGUGUAUUACUAAUCUCUGUGUCUGUUAACUCGAUCCAGAAAAACGUUACAUUUUUUAUAUUACGACUAAGGUGUGAAUAUGGCGACGCUGGGGUCCGAGCCCCAGCCACAGUCUCAACUCGUUUCGGGUAUUGUCCAAACUAAUAUGAACAGUUUGGGAUGCAGUAAUCUGCCACUGAACCGAGGUCUGGAAAGAGCUUUGGAAGAGGCUGCCAACUCUGGGCUUUUGAACCUCAGUGCGAGAAAACUAAAAGAAUUCCCGAGGACCGCAUUAAACUACGAUCUCACUGAUACAGUCCAGGCAGACCUGUCCAAGAACCGCUUGCCUGAAGUUCCUGUGGAAGUGUGCCAUUUCGUCUCACUGGAGAUAUUAAAUUUGUAUCACAACUGUGUUAAAGUCAUUCCAGAUGCCAUUGUCAGUUUGCAUAUGCUGACAUACUUAAACCUGAGCCGAAAUCAGCUCUCUACGUUGCCAGCUUGCCUGUGUGGUCUUCCUCUAAAAGUCUUAAUAGCAAGCAACAACAAGCUGGGGGCCCUGCCAGAAGAAAUCGGACAUUUAAAGCAGUUAAUGGAAUUGGACAUCAGCUGUAAUGAAGUCACGGCUCUGCCCCAGCAGAUUGGGCAGCUGAAGGCACUCCGAGAGCUCAAUGUCAGGAAGAAUUACCUCAGCGUUUUACCGGAGGAUCUAGUGAGUCUUCCAUUGGUCAAGCUUGACUUUUCUUGCAAUAAAGUAGCAGUGAUUCCAGUCUGCUACAGGAAGAUGAGCCACCUGCAGACUCUACAGCUGGACAACAACCCUCUACAGUCCCCCCCUGCACAGAUCUGUAUAAAGGGAAAGGUGCACAUAUUCAAGUACCUUUACAUGGAAGCCUGCAGGAUUGACAAGACUGUGGACUCGCUGUAUCUGCCAGUGAUAGGGAGGCUCAGCUUGUCCCAGCCUGCAGCUGGGAGCAUUGAAGAUAUCGAUCAAAACCGAAAGCAGGACACAGAUUCUGGACUCGGCAGUGAUAAUGGAGAUAAGCGCUUAUCUGCAACGGAGCCAUCAGAUGAAGAUACUGUCAGCCUCAAUGCACCAAUGUCAAACAUCACAGAGGAAGAGAGCUUUAGUAAAGAGGACUCCAGUGAACGUAUUAACCCAUUUAAAGAGGAGUUCGAUCAAGAUUCUGUAAAACUGAUUGAAAACAAUAACCCAGAAGAGGGGCCUCAGGACAAGUUUUUGUACGGGGGGUCUGGUCUGAGCACUCCCUUUGUGACCUACAUGAAGGGGAGGGCAGCUGAGUUUGACGAACCUCUCAGAAUAGAAGAAGACACAAGCUGGGCUACAGAGCCAAUGACAAACCCACCCGAUAAUCAAGAGAUCCACAUAGAAAUGAUCAACCAGCUCCGAGAGGCAGUGGAAUUAUUACAAGAUCCAAACAGAUUAAACAUGAAUACUGAGGACAGCACAAGAGUCCAGUUAUACCCUGUCCAUACUGUUACCACAGAGAAUUUAAACUCAUCUGUAAAUGGUCAAACAUACCAAGACGUGUCUAUGACUCGCACGAGAGAAAGUAUUGGUGGAGAGCUUGAGUUCCAGAAGAAGAGGGAAUUGAUUCUAGGAAAAGCCAGGGUUGAGGCCCAGCUUGCAUGCCAGCGGUUUGAGAGACAAAUGUCAAACCAGAGUAAUUCAAAGACACCAGAAGGACAGAAUGAUGUGAGAAGAGCAUCUGUGGAUGGGGGUGAAGACCAAACUCCGGCUUCUUCUCCCACUGCAAACACUCCUUUUGGCUUGAAGCCUCGAUCUGACCAGCCCCUCCCUUCCUCUCCUCCUCCCUCUUUCAGCCCUCUUACACAGGCCCUGGCAGGGGAUAACGCCAGCCUCACUACCCCAACAGAAGGAGGCAUGACAAACAGUGUAUUCUUAAGGACACCAAGAAAAUUAGAGUCCAUGCACCCGCAGUUUACAAUCCGCAGGAAGAUGGAACAAAUGAGAGAAGAACUGGAUCUCAUGGAUCAGCUCCGUGAGAACAUCGAGAGCAGGUUGAAGGUGGUUUUAUCCGCGGACCUGGGAUCGUCGCUGAUGGACGGGGUAGUUCUUUGCCACUUAGUCAAUCACAUUCACCCCCGAUCGGUGGUCAGCAUACACGUCCCAUCGCCAGCAGUGCCUAAACUAAGCAUGGCCAAAUGCCGGAGGAAUGUGGAGAAUUUCCUGGAUGCUUGCAGAAAGAUGGGAGUACCGGAGGAGAAAUUAUGUCUGCCCCAUCACAUACUUGAAGAGAAAGGCUUGGUUAAAGUGAGCACAACCGUCCAAGCGCUGAUAGAUGUGUCCACAACCAUACAGGCCUUGUUUACAUGAAAAUCAAGUAAGGCCGACCGGACACUGGGUUCAGAACGCUGCCUGCAGCAGAGUGGCACACAACCCACGUGGGUUUGCAGAAACGUGUGCAGCCAAAGUGAACCAUUGAACCAACACCUAUCGGCUCUAUACCUCCUGAAAGACCAUUGUUUUAAGAGACAUUAUUAUACUUUUUUUUUCUUUUUUUAUUUUAACUAAAAGGACAGUAUUUCCACAACUUUAAUAGUAAUCACAUUUUUAACAGUGACUUGCUAUGUAAAGAUACAGGUAUAGCUGUUGGUGCUCACGAAAAUUAACCAGAAA
Acipenser ruthenus (sterlet) is the source of this 2901-nucleotide messenger RNA. Its product is annotated as leucine-rich repeat and calponin homology domain-containing protein 1-like. The coding region runs from base 343 to 2598 and encodes 751 amino acids. The transcript has 21 exons. Lineage: Eukaryota; Metazoa; Chordata; Actinopteri; Acipenseriformes; Acipenseridae. Gene Ontology annotation, molecular function: protein binding. The record is from RefSeq and is a predicted model, not a curated record.